Messenger RNA from Oryzias latipes (Japanese medaka), 4832 nucleotides. The record is from RefSeq and is a predicted model, not a curated record. NCBI's taxonomy places the organism in Eukaryota, Metazoa, Chordata, Actinopteri, Beloniformes, Adrianichthyidae.
GUUUUGAUUUUUCUGCCUGCUGGUGUAAAAUCCCAGAUCCCCACAUCUCCACAUUGUUUGUAAGAUGUGAGAUUGUGAGAUGUUUCUGAGGGUUGUGUUUUUGUAAGAAGCUACAGAAUCCCAUUCAGAGUAAACGUUAAAGAAGUGUCUGGUGUGGCCGUGACCUCGGGUUACUAAUUCUUGCAAUGCAGAACAAAGGAAUCUGCUGUGACUUUUCCGAACCGCUGGUGACAUGCAGUUGGUGAUUAACUUUUUUCUAACUAAGGUUGUUUAAAUGAAACCCACACGAUGACCUAACAUGGCGACUGAGAUGAUAAAAAUGGCUUCUGUUUGAACAAGAAGACUACAGUUGUUAACUUUUGGGAGUUGCCUGCAGAGCCAACACAGCAAAAGCUGCCUCUCAGAUAAGGUGGACAAAGUCUUUUUAUACUCCCUCAUCAAACAGAUGAUGGCAUGUGAAGUUGUAGCUGGUGCAAAUGCUAUUUCUCCUUCUAGAUUUCAUCUGAAGUUCCUCAGAUCUGAUCAUUUGACCUAAUUUGACCCCAUUUGUCGUUCAGCUUUUACUUUUUCCGCUCGUCUUUCCAUGUCCAGCAAGCAAAACUCGAGCUCAGCUUGCAGCGGCCUGUUGCCUCAUCAAGUUUUAAUAUGAGCCGCUUGUCCAGGUCUGAUUAGUCUUUUCAACAGUCCUCUUUUAUUUUUUUGUGUCUAUUGCCUAUAUCCGCUGGCUGUUUUGUGUACUCAGUCCAACCCCCACAGCUCAAACUCCACAUACACAGACAGCUUUAUGAGCCCGGACGGAACACGGAGAGCGUUAAUUCUGCCUCGUUUUAAUGGUGUCUUUAUUGAGCCAAAUGCAUUUUAGGUUUAAGGAACAAAAGUAAGCAGCUUUGAAUUUCGUGAAUGACCUUUUUAUGCCUUAGGAGUUUGUGGCGUAAACCGUCAAAGCUGCUAACGCCUCUUUACUGCAGGUUUAGAACAUGUGUGCUGUGCCGCGGCUCCUCAGAUGGCCCUUUGCCGUUUCUUCAAAGUUUUGUACUUUUUCUGCUUAAUUUUGUUUUGGUGAAAAGUACCUGGCAACUUGUGGGAUUUCUCAUGGAGGACUCCAAGCUGCCCCACCACGUCAGGAACAAUCUCCUUGACCUGUUUGGCCAGAUUGAGCGCGAGUUUGAAAAUCUCUACAUUGAAAACCUCGAUUUGCGGCGGGAAAUCGACUCGCUGAACGAGCGGCUGACUGGAGACGGGCAGACGGUUGAUGGAGGAGACCCCACCAAAGGAGCUCUGAAAGCUAAAGCCAGCCACAGUACCAGCCAGCUGUCACAGAAGCUGAAGACCACCUACAAGGCCUCGACCAGCAAGUGCUUAUGCACUUUCCAGCACAAAUUAGGUGGAGCGCGCAGCUUCACCACAUGGGAGUUGUGGGGCGGAGAUUCAUGGAUCGUGUCCAGCUUCAAGGCCACCACAGGCUCCCGGGCUCUGUGUCAGCUGCUGAAGGAGUAUGUGGGCCAUCGAGAUGGGAUCUGGGACCUGAGCGUCACCCGAACGCAACCGGUGGUGCUCGGCACGGCUUCUGCUGAUCACUCUGCGCUGCUGUGGAGUAUAGAAACAGGAAAGUGUCUGUUGAAGUACUGCGGCCAUGCAGGAUCAGUGAACUCCAUCAAAUUCCACCCGACAGAGCAGAUGGCGCUCACAGCCUCUGGAGAUCAGACGGCUCACAUCUGGCGCUACAUGGUGCAGCUCCCCGCCCCGCAGCCACCACCAGAUGUCACUGCUCUGUGCGAUGAUGACCAGGACUCUUCGGAUAGAGAGGAGGGCGAGGUGGACGGAGAAGGUCCAUGCGAGGUCCCCACGGUCAGGGUUGCCACAGCAACGCUGAAGAGCCACCAGAGCGUGGUGAUCACUGCUGACUGGCUGGUAGGAGGACGACAGGUGGUGACGGCUUCUUGGGAUCGGGCUGCCAACCUGUACGAGGUGGAGACAUCAGAACUUGUUCACACACUCACUGGCCAUGACCAGGAGCUGACCCACUGCUGCACACACCCCACCCAGCGCCUCGUGGUCACGUCAUCUAGAGACACCACCUUCAGACUGUGGGACUUCAGAGACCCGUCAAUCCACUCGGUCAACGUCUUUCAGGGACACACGGACACCGUAACGUCGGCCGUGUUCACCACGGGAGACAACGUGGUCUCAGGAAGUGACGAUCGCACAGUCAAGGUGUGGGAUCUGAAGAACAUGAGGUCGCCCAUAACGACCAUCCGCACCGACUCGGCUGUGAACAGGAUUAGCGUCUCUGCCAACCAGAGGAUCAUCGCCCUACCACACGACAAUCGGCAAGUCCGGCUGUUCGACAUGAGCGGAGUGAGACUGGCCCGACUUCCACGCAGCAACAGGAUGGGUCACAGGCGGAUGGUGUGCUGCACCGCGUGGAACGAGGAGAAUCAGACCUGCAACCUCUUCACCUGUGGCUUUGACCGGCAGGCCAUUGGUUGGAACAUCAACAUCCCCGCCCUGCUGCAGGAGAAGUGACCGACCCCGACCCCCCCCAUGUACAUAGAGCAUGGUACAAACCAACACUGGAAUCUGCUGCCUCGAACAUGCCAGCACGCCAAACGUUUGGAGCGCUAAAGCGGAGAAGACAUCAUGCGUCUUCUGGGUUUCUGAGCGUGCAGCUGUCAGAUGAUGUCAGAUUUACUCCCCUGUUUGGUGACUCGGCUGGCAUGAGCGAGGCCGCAGAGUUUCCGUUUCCGCCUCCUCCUCCCUCCACGUGGAUGGUGACGCGGCUCAGCCCUCCUCUGUGUGGAACAUAUUUGAGUCUGCGUUUGUGCGCCGUUCGUUCCCGCCACUGUUCACCACCGUUCACUCGUUCCCGCUUCUGCAUGUCGACCGUCUCAAGUGUUUCAAUCGACAAGAAUGGCGUUGCAGACAGAAGAAGGCGUGUACUUAGGAUGGAGUGGCCCGUCUGCCGCUUCAGGGAGGAGCUCAGCCAGACGGUUUUAUCAUUUAAUCUCACUGAAUGAAACAUAUCACACCCCUGACCCGCCCGCCGCUCUACCUGCCCGGAGAGGGCCGGCCCGCUGUGUCGUCUUAAAACCGAUGCCUAAUUUAGUUUUGUUUUUGUGCCCUUGCCUCUUAUUUUUGACACUUUUAGUCGUGCGCCACGCUUCCAGAUGUUGUCAAACUUUACUCUGCCUUGUUCCAUGUUUACAAAGCCUUUUCUUUUCAUACAUAAAUAUAUAUAUUUGGGUUUAUUCCGCCUCUCUGAUGGGAUGCAAAGUGUCAAGGGCGUUGCAAUAAAGGCAGACUUCAAUGCAGUAUUCUCAAUACUUCGCUGGUUCUGAUUCCAAGUCGUGCCGCCAGUGACAUCGUCUGUGUUGCUGUAAAGUGUGAUCCCAAAGUGAACUUGUUGGUUACUGUUUGUGCCUGUCCACACGAAAACACCAUUUUGACCUUGUUCAGGUUUCCUUUCUUUUAAAGAAACAGAAGCAAUAGCCGAGCUUCAAGCCUUGUUCUUUUUUUAUUUUUAUUUUUUAACCAUUUAUUUUUCCUGAAACUCAAACACUGAAUUUGACGGAGUAUUCGGGUCACCAUAGAAGAAGAAGAAACAAAUAUAUGAGAGUAAGGUCGCAAAAGGAUUGGAAAAAAUCUAAAUUAUACUUGGAAAAAGUACAAUUCUGAGAAAAAUGUUGUACAAUGAUGAGCAUUAAGUCAAAAUUGAAAGGAUAACGCUGUACAAUGACUUGAGUCUUUACAAAUGUUGUAAACUUAUUGUUACAUUUAGCUUUUAAAUUGUUUCAACGACAAUCCAACUUUACCCAUGCUGACAAAUCGGAUGGAUAUCACAUUGCUUAAGAUUUUUGCUGAACUACUUCACUUUUAUUUAUAAAUGUACAACUUAAUUUUCAUAAAAUAACAAUUCUUUUUUUGGAACAUGAAUGAUUUUUUAACUUUUAAAAUGAUGACUUUUUAAACAGUAAAUUUAUGACAGUAUUCUCCAAAAAAUGUUCAUUUGUCUCUAAUUGAUAAAUUUUAACUUUAAAAAAAAUAUUGUACCAAUUAAUUCUUAUGUUGGAAUUUUUUUCCUCAUAAUUUUGUGACUUAAUUCUCAUAUAUUUAUUUCUUCUUUUUUUUAUGAGGCCCUAAUCCUCCGUUUAUUUAAGCAUGCCUGGAUUUAAGCAAACGUGGUUUGUUACACUUGUGCAAUAGGCUAAAAAUGAACCGAUGCUGUGGUUUUUAACUUAUUUCAGUGCUGUAGAUCCUUACAAAAAAAGCUGUACUUGCAUAUUUGACUGGUAUUGAUGUACUGUAGCUCAGUGUACAUAAGUGUGUUGAAGUCACUUCAUUGCCGUUUCUGCAGAUAAAAGCCUCGUUAUGCAUUUAGAUGUAGCAUAAAAUGGAAUAAAUUUGCCUUAUAUUUCCUUGUAAGACGGUGCAGAAAUGUUAUCCUUCUGAGCAUCUUCCAAAUGCUUGUUAGAGAACUUAAUUGUGGCCUGCAGCACGGUGCAGAUCUCAUUCUUCUUUUUUUUCCUGUUCCAUUCAUAGAAGUCAAUCUUGCGUCCGCUGGUAUCAGUGUCAUUUUAAUCUGCGGCUGGAACAGGAACGUGAGGCCUGCUUAUGAAAUUCCAACUGGAGGAAAUGUGAUUUUUGGCUCGAUACAUGAAAUUACUGCAGGAGGAGAAGGAAAAAAAAAAAAAAAGAAUGGGCUUCGGCUCACAAAAGUGAAUUUCUAUUCAACUCCAGCUGUGUUAUGUGAUCUACUUUACAUACUUUAUUGUGACUGUUUCGUGCUCUGACGUUUUUUGAAUAAAAAAGUGAUUUUCCCCUUUUUUCCCACA